AUAAUGGCCGACAAAGAAAAUGCAACAAAAAUUGAAAAAAUGCCGAACUCUGAGACGAUGAAAGGGAUCUCUUCCGAAGAUGUUCCGUUUGAAGAGGAUAUCAUUAGAAAUCCCACGUCAGUAAAUUGUUGGCAGAGAUAUAUCGAUCACAAAUUGCAGAACAAAUCUCCUGCCAAGCAGAUGUUUUUGAUCUACGAACGUGCACUUGCAGUUUUCGAAAGAAGCUACAAACUUUGGUAUCAUUAUCUGAAAUACAGAGAAAGCACAAUUGUCAACAAAUGCCCAACAGACAACUCCUGGAGAGCACUCUGUGACACUUAUGAGAGAUGUCUCAUGAGAUUACACAAGAUGCCACGUAUUUGGAUUUGUUACUGCGAAGUGAUGAUCAAAAGAGGCCUCAUCACAGAGACCAGACGAGUUUUCGAUCGAGCUCUCCGUUCUCUUCCAGUCACCCAGCACAUGCGUAUCUGGACAUUGUAUAUCGGCUUUCUGACAAGUCACGAUCUGCCAGAAACUACAAUUCGUGUCUACAGAAGAUAUUUGAAGAUGAAUCCGAAAGCUCGUGAGGAUUACGUUGAGUAUCUUAUUGAAAGAGAUCAAAUCGACGAGGCAGCAAAAGAAUUGACAACUCUAGUAAAUCAAGAUCAGAAUGUUUCGGAAAAAGGAAGAACUGCACAUCAACUGUGGACUCAGCUGUGUGAUUUGAUCUCAAAGAAUCCAGUAAAGAUCUUCUCGCUGAACGUCGACGCAAUUAUUCGUCAAGGAAUCUAUCGGUACACGGAUCAAGUUGGAUUUUUGUGGUGCUCACUAGCCGACUAUUACAUUCGUAGCGCAGAGUUCGAAAGAGCUCGAGACGUGUAUGAGGAGGCUAUUGCUAAAGUGUCAACUGUACGAGAUUUCGCUCAAGUUUAUGAUGCUUAUGCAGCUUUUGAAGAACGAGAAGUGUCGAUUAUGAUGCAAGAAGUGGAACAAAGUGGUGAUCCGGAAGAAGAAGUUGAUCUUGAGUGGAUGUUCCAGAGAUAUCAACAUUUGAUGGAAAGAAAGAAUGAACUAAUGAACAGUGUACUUCUCCGGCAGAAUCCACAUAAUGUUGGAGAAUGGCUCAACCGAGUGAAUAUCUACGAAGGAAAUUACAACAAGCAAAUUGAGACAUUCAAGGAAGCCGUAAAAUCUGUAAAUCCCAAAAUUCAAGUCGGAAAAGUUCGUGAUCUCUGGAUCGGUCUUGCCAAGUUGUAUGAGGAUAAUGGUGACUUGGAUGCUGCUCGUAAGACGUUCGAGACCGCUGUGAUCUCACAAUUCGGAGGUGUCAGUGAACUUGCAAAUGUGUGGUGUGCGUAUGCCGAAAUGGAAAUGAAGCAUAAAAGAGCAAAAGCUGCACUGACAGUUAUGCAACGAGCAUGUGUUGUUCCGAAGCCAGGAGAUUACGAGAAUAUGCAAUCAGUUCAAGCAAGAGUUCACAGAAGUCCGAUUCUAUGGGCAAUGUACGCGGAUUAUGAGGAAUGUUGUGGAACUGUUGAGUCUUGUCGGAAAGUUUAUGAUAAGAUGAUCGAGCUUCGUGUAGCUUCUCCACAGAUGAUUAUGAAUUACGCAAUGUUUUUGGAGGAGAAUGAGUAUUUCGAGCUGGCAUUCCAAGCCUACGAGAAGGGAAUUGCUCUGUUCAAGUGGCCCGGAGUUUUUGAUAUUUGGAAUACAUAUUUGGUCAAAUUCAUUAAAAGAUACGGUGGAAAGAAGCUGGAAAGAGCACGUGAUUUGUUUGAGCAAUGUCUGGAAAACUGCCCACCAACCCAUGCGAAAUAUAUUUUCUUACUCUAUGCCAAACUGGAAGAAGAGCACGGACUCGCCAGGCAUGCUCUUUCCAUAUACAACAGAGCCUGCUCAGGAGUUGACCGUGCCGAUAUGCACUCGAUGUACAAUAUCUACAUCAAAAAGGUCCAGGAAAUGUAUGGAAUCGCGCAGUGCCGGCCCAUCUUUGAACGAGCGAUUUCCGAAUUGCCAGAGGAUAAGUCUCGAGCAAUGAGCUUGCGGUAUGCUCAGCUCGAGACGACGGUCGGAGAGAUUGACCGAGCCCGAGCGAUCUACGCGCACGCCGCCGAGAUUUCCGAUCCAAAAGUUCAUGUAAAGUUCUGGGAUACGUGGAAAAACUUUGAAGUUGCUCAUGGAAACGAGGCAACUGUUCGUGACAUGCUUCGUGUUCGUAGAUCAGUCGAAGCGUCAUACAACGUGAAUGUCACACUGACAUCUGUACAAAUGCGUGUGGAUGCUGAACGAAAGGCACAGGAGACUACGACUUCGUCGAAUCCGAUGGAUUCAUUGGAUCAGCAACAGCAGCAACCUUCGGAUGGAGCAGGAUCAAUUACUCAGGUCUCAAUGAACAAAGGAAAUAUUUCAUUUGUACGUGGAGCCGGUAAAACGGUACAACAGAAUACUACAGAGAAUCCUGAUGAAAUUGAUUUGGAUGAAGACGACGAUGAUGAGGAAGAUGAUGGUGGAGAUGCUGAUAUUUCAGUCAAAGUUGUUCCAGCUCAGAUUUUUGGAAAUUUGAAGCUCGCCGAAGAGGAGGAAGAAGCUUGAUUUUCAUUAUUUUUUAUUUUAUUUGUUGUUCAGGAUCUUGAAAAAUAAAUUAUUUAUUU
Caenorhabditis elegans is the source of this 2630-nucleotide messenger RNA. It is a transcript of the gene syf-1, whose product is annotated as Pre-mRNA-splicing factor SYF1. Gene Ontology annotation, cellular component: nucleus. Gene Ontology annotation, biological process: mRNA splicing, via spliceosome; RNA processing. NCBI's taxonomy places the organism in Eukaryota, Metazoa, Nematoda, Chromadorea, Rhabditida, Rhabditidae. The transcript has 7 exons. The record is from RefSeq and is marked reviewed. Bases 4 to 2571 code for a protein of 855 amino acids.